Ustilaginoidea virens is the source of this 1059-nucleotide messenger RNA. RefSeq lists its product as uncharacterized. Gene Ontology annotation, biological process: mitochondrial respiratory chain complex I assembly. Gene Ontology annotation, cellular component: mitochondrion. The coding region runs from base 1 to 1059 and encodes 352 amino acids. NCBI's taxonomy places the organism in Eukaryota, Fungi, Ascomycota, Sordariomycetes, Hypocreales, Clavicipitaceae. The record is from RefSeq and is a predicted model, not a curated record. The transcript is spliced from 2 exons.
AUGGCGUCGAGACCGGCAGCAGCCAGACAGACCUGGCGCUGCCUCCGCGGCGGCCCAGCCCAAGCCUGCGGGCGGCAAUCGUACGCCGUCCAGUCGCCAGGCGCCCCGCGCUUUCAGGUCUUCAGCCGACGCGUGAAAUGGCUGCAAAAGGAGCGCGCGGCUUCGCGGCCCCAGGAGAGCAGGCAGGCCGACUACCUCAAGGACGAGGUGGCCGUGCGGGUAACGGAGCGACUGCUGGACAUCAACCGCCGCUUCCCCCGGGUCCUCGACCUGGGCGCCAACUCGUGCAACCUGGCCCGAGCCCUUGUCCGCGAGAACCCGGAUCCCGACCCGUCCAACCCCAAGUCCGCUCCUCUCUCCGCCCGCAUAGCCGAACUCGUUGCCGCAGACUCGUCCGAGACCCUCCUCUACCGCGACGCAGGCCUCCCCUUCAACAGGGCGCUCAACCUGACCCGCCAGGUGCUCCGGGAUGAGGAGAGCUUGCCCUACGAGCCCGCGUCGUUUGACCUCGUCCUGAGCUCGCUCAGCAUGCACUGGAUCAACGACCUGCCCGGCGUCCUGGCCCAGAUCAACAGCGUCCUGAAACCCGACAGCCCGUUCGUCGGCGCCAUGCUCGGCGGGGACACCCUGUUCGAGCUGCGCACGUCGCUCCAGCUCGCGGAGCAGGAGCGCAGGGGGGGCCUCUCUCCGCACGUGUCGCCUCUGGCCGACGUGCGGGACGUCGGCGGCUUGCUUCAGAGGGCGGGGUUCAAGAUGCUGACGGUGGACGUGGACGACAUCAUUGUCGACUACCCGGACACGUUUGCGCUGAUGCAGGAUCUGCAGGCCAUGGGGGAGAGCAACGCCAUCCUGGGAAGAGAGAUGGGCCCGAUCCGGAGGGACGUGCUAAUGGCGAGCGAUGCCAUUUACAGAGAGCUGCACGGGAACCAGGACGGGUCGAUUCCGGCCACGUUUCGAAUCAUUUACAUGAUUGGGUGGCGUGAGGGGGAGAACCAGCCCAAGCCCUUGGCCCGAGGGUCCGGGCAGGUGAACUUGAAGGAUAUUUUGGAGAACAAGUGA